AUGCAAACAGAUACCUACAAUAAUUGUAACAACGGUGCAUUUGCGGCGAACAGGAAUUUCAAACUAGGUUUCCGCAAGCAGUUCAGAGAGGGCGCCGACAGAGCUAAUUUCAAAGGUAAAUCAGCUGGUUCCGUCAGAGGUAGCCAUGUUGAAUGUCAUAGAGAACGUCAAUCGAGUUCAGCAAUAGCUGAUUGUAGUGACAACAAAAAGGAUUUCAGUAACAUUGUAUGUUUCAAAUGCAAAAAGAAUGGAUAUUUUAUGUCAAAAUGCCCCGAUACUAAUAGAUUUGAAGGUGGAUUAAGUGCUGUGUUUACUACAGGAGAUUUUAAAGACACCGACUGGUAUGUUGAUAGUGGCGUCAGUAUGUAUUUGACAGCAUCUAAACAAUGGCUAAAAGAUCAAAGGAAUCCAGAUUUGCCUGAGAUUGUGGUGGCUAACAAAUCUAAAAUUAAAGUGGAAUGUGCUGGUAACGUUGAAAUGAACACAGUCACAGAUAGAGCACACAAAAUAUUGUUGAAAGAAGUCCAAUAUGUCCCAGGUUUGACCACAAAUUUGUUAUCUGUGUGUCAAUUAAUUAGAAACGGAAACAAGGUGUUUUCAUAA
Messenger RNA from Diorhabda sublineata, 603 nucleotides. RefSeq lists its product as uncharacterized. The transcript has a single exon. Gene Ontology annotation, molecular function: zinc ion binding; nucleic acid binding. NCBI's taxonomy places the organism in Eukaryota, Metazoa, Arthropoda, Insecta, Coleoptera, Chrysomelidae. The record is from RefSeq and is a predicted model, not a curated record. Bases 1 to 603 code for a protein of 200 amino acids.